This is a messenger RNA of Didymodactylos carnosus, 420 nucleotides long. NCBI's taxonomy places the organism in Eukaryota, Metazoa, Rotifera, Eurotatoria, Philodinida, Philodinidae. The record is from the annotation of a GenBank genome assembly.
AUGUUACACAUCAUCAGAUUAUUUUGCUUAAUAUUGAAUUUGAUCAGUGUCUUAAAAUGUGAUGACAAUGUGGCGCAAAUUGCAGAAGAUAUUUUGAUUAAAUUUAAAAAAGAGAUGAAAAAAUUACCAGCUGACGAAAAUUAUAUGAUCAAACACAUGUGUGAUACAUUAAAGUCGAAUGAUGGCAGUGAUACUAUCAAUCUCUAUACAUUACCAAAAAUGUUAAAAUAUUUAGGAUUUCAAUCGGAUGGAGUAAAGAAAGACACAUGGGCUUCGUCUUAUCAAAGAAAAUAUGGUCAAACAUCAUGUUUUGCAGCUAUGCAAUCGGCAGCUACUAAAAGUCGAACAGAUGAAUAUGAAGGAACAUCAACAGUAAAUAAUAUUUUCAACAAAUGUUGUCGUAAGAAUGAGGAUUUAUGA